UCCGAGUUAGAGAGGCCAAGACAGCCCCGUGACGAGCCAAAUUAAAUUCGCACCCACCUGCCGAUCUCCCCUCCCUCCCUCCCUCCGCGCUUUUCCCUCCCCACCACACCUCCACCCACCAAGCCGGCGUCGCCGCGCCGCGCGCCCGUUCCCCCCUCCCGCCUCCAGGCUUCAGGCUUCAGCAGUUCAGGUUCUUUACGCACGCGCACACCUCCUCGCUGCCGUUGCUCGGUCCGGCGGCCAGGGCGCGGUUCUUGGCGCUCUUGGCCGGUCGGGGGCCGUCCUUGGUUAGCGGAGGUCUGGUGCUCCUGCUGCGGUGUUGAAGUUCUUGGGGAUUCUUGGUUGGAGCGACGCGACCUUCUCGUUUGCUUCUCGGGUUGAUGCGGCGGCGGCGGUGCUCGUGACCGGAGCCGCAGAGGAGGAGGAGGUGGAGGAAGCUGUCCGGCGAGGAGGGAGAGCUGAGGGGAUGGAAGGCGAGGCGGCGGCGGCGGCGGCGGAGGCGGCGGCGCGGAUACGGGUGGUGCGGUGCCCCAAGUGCGACAAGUUCUUGCCGGAGCUGCCUGCUUACUCCGUCUACGUCUGCGGCGGAUGCGGCGCCGCUCUCCAAGCAAAGAAGAAGAGCUCAGCUGAACCUUCAUAUGACGCUAACAAUGGAAAUGUGAAAUACCUUGAAGUUCUAGAGUGUGUUCCAGAGGCAUCUGCAACCAAACCUGGAGCUAGCACUGCUGAUAGGUCCGAAACCAGUACAGUGGCUGAUGUACGUAGCAAACCAGUUUACAGACACCAUGAUACCAUUCCGACAGCGCCAAGUCCCUCAAAUCAGAACACUUCGGUCAGAGGUAAUGGCAAAGAGGCAAAGUACCGACACAUUCGUGAUUGGGAGAACGGAGAAGUGGGGCAGUCGGUGAGGAUAAGAAACAUAUCCCCAAGGUCUCCAAUCAAUUACAUUCCACCCAAUGCUUACCCGGGAGAAGGCCUUGUUGACUACCAUUUGAAGCAGAGAUACAGAUAUACUACUAGGGAACGCCCCAGCGAAAGGAACUUAGAUGGUCCAAGCAAAGUCAGGGGACUUGAGAAAGACCGUGCUGAUAUUUUGAGGAUGCUUGAUGAGUUGAGAGACCAGGUGCAGCAAUCCUGCGAGGUAACUGAUGGGCCUAGUGGAAGUGCACCAACUAAUAGAGCACCAGAUGCCCCAAGUUCAUAUGGUACUUCUGACCGAUUGAGUCAAUUGAGGCAUGAUGCACCUCAAUUGCAUCGGAACAGUUCGCAUCACUCUCCAUCCUUGAAUGUGCGAAGUCCCAGCGUUCCUCGUGUUUAUGCUGCACUGCCAGCACAACAUGACCAUGUUGGAUAUGCAGAGCCCAUUCCGCAUGCAAGAGCCUCUAGCUAUCCUGCUAGCCUCUAUCCAUGGAGAAAUUUUGAUACUUAUUUCUUUGGACAGCAUGAUCCUGAUCCUCUCCUCUCUUGCCGCCAUGAUGGCUUCUAUCACCAAGCAGCUUGUUCUUGCUUGCAUUGUUGCCACCAAGAAUUCUUACCUGUACAGGGAAACCACCCGGGCUUCAAUGAUCAAAGGGCACCGUAUCUUCUGAACAGUUGCGGGGUUUAUCCCGUGGACAGUCCCUUGUUUGGUCAGCAAAGAUACUCAGCAAGAGGCACCAAUACUACCAUGCAGCGGAAUCACCCGAGGGCCAACAUAAGCAAGAAGCCUGCACAGAGUUGUCAACCAGUUGCAGGUGGCGCCCCUUUCACCAUAUGCUACAAUUGCUACGAAGUGCUUCAGAUACCAAAGAAACAAUCCUUGUCAGGAAAGGAGUAUAAAUUGCGGUGUGGAUCAUGCUCACAUGCAAUUCUAGUCAAGCUUGAUGGAAACAGGCUCGACGUAUCAGAAUUUGCAGUAAGCACACAUUUAUCUGGCGGUCAGGAAAAUAACAUGAGAACCAAUGAACAUACUCCAGAUGAGAGGUCCAUUCCAGCUUAUCGUUUUUCUGAUGGGAGUCCCGCGUCUCAAGAAAAAGAUCUGCACUCAAAUUUGAGCGAGUCAGAGAACAACCAUACCCCGCUAGGAACUAAUUCUGAGGACACUUCCCAUUCCAGGGAUCUUCCUCCUGAAGACAAUGUGGUCUCGCAUGUACCAAGUUUGCCACAUCGCGAUCAUUGUGGGUCAUCUCCAUCUGAACAUUCUGGAGGGGGAAGUAGAAGUGCUCAUUCUGAACAUGAAAAGGUUAUACUACUAACUGAAAGUUGCAAGCAGAACUCGGUUAAACAUGUACGUGCAUCAAACGAGAUGCAAUCUCCAGACAAUGAGUUUGAUGAUCCUGAGUACAUAGAAGAUGUAUCAAAUGUGCAACAUGGUACUGGCCACAGUAGAGCAACAAAGGGCAAUGAUUCUUUUAUCACCAAUCUUAUAAAAAGGAGCUUCAAAAUUAAUAAUGGAACGCGCAAUGGAAGAGCAAGGGUGUAUGUGAAUGGCUUUCCUAUCUCUGACCGUGCGGUUAGGAAGGCUGAGAAGCUCGCUGGAGCAAUCUGUCCUGGUGAUUAUUGGUAUGACUACCAUGCUGGCUUCUGGGGUGUUAUGGGGCGUCCCUGCCUUGGCAUGAUACCUCCUUAUAUUCCAGAGUUUAACUACCCUAUGCCCAAGAACUGUGCUGGUGGAAACACUAGCGUAUUUGUUAAUGGAAGAGAACUUCAUCAGAAGGAUUUGGAUUUGCUUGUGACUAGAGGACUCUCUGAUUCCCCUGGCAGAUCGUAUGUAGUUGAAAAUUCUGGAAAGGUUUCAGAUGAAGUAUCUGGUGAAGAACUUUAUGGCCUUGGCAAGCUUGCACCAACAGUUGAGAAAAUGGGGAGAGGAUUUGGCAUGCGAGUCCCAAGAUUCAUCCAGUGAGAGGUCAAAUACAGCACAACUAGAUUUCUGAACCUCGGAAGGCAAAUGGAUGGAAAUAUUUCAGGUCUAGUGUAGAUUACUUUCAGUUGUGGUGCUAGUUUCAAGACCACUCCAUUGUAUUCCCCUUAAGCUGAGGCGUAAUUUAGUCAUAUAUGGCGGUAUUCUUGUAAUCUUCUGAUGCAUUGAAUUUUACGGAAACAUUUCCCCUUUUCAUUUGGUUGUUACUUGUUAGGCAAGAACAAUUCGAAGGAAUUAUCUAGUCGGCCAAAAGGGAAGUUGUUAUUCAUGUUGGGUUAACUAGUCAUGAUUAUUUC
This is a messenger RNA of Panicum virgatum (switchgrass), 3195 nucleotides long. RefSeq lists its product as uncharacterized. The coding region runs from base 467 to 2881 and encodes 804 amino acids. Lineage: Eukaryota; Viridiplantae; Streptophyta; Magnoliopsida; Poales; Poaceae. The record is from RefSeq and is a predicted model, not a curated record. The transcript has 5 exons. Gene Ontology annotation, biological process: regulation of defense response to fungus.